AAAAAAACUCAUAGCUAUGUGCCAUAUACGUAGUCUUCUUAUUCACAAUUCACAAAUCACAAAUCACAAAUCACAAAUCACAAUUCACAAAUCCAACCAUUAACGACCAACGAUCCUUUGUCAAAAACACAUAGUCGAGUUCUAGUCACAACUACGCCUUUCUAGUUUCCCGUUCCAACUUCCAACGCACAUCAUUCCACAACUUUUGUGUGAUGUUCUCCCCAAAAUGAUGUUUUGCCCAAUAGGAUUAUCUCGUAGACUAUUACUCCUAUUAAGCAAAUUCUACUGCUCUUUUGUGAGAUGAUUAUUACUAGUAAUAGUACUAGCAAUUAUUACACUUCUCCUUGUUGUCUGUUGAUGCUGUUCACAUUGACAUUGCAGUAUAAUUCCUGCAUUUGGGUACUUACAAUUUUCAUCAUUCAUCGCAUUUCGCUGAAUUUGGAGAUUUCUUAACCCGUUAGAAAAUGAGUUGGGGUUCCUUCAAGCCAUCAACCAAAAGCAGUGGUGGUUCUGGGGUUUCACAAAACCGGUCAAUUUCAGACAUAAUUGAGUCACUGCAAAGCUCGUUUCUCAAGGAUGAUUAUAGGGCAGCGGUGAAAGAAUUAACAGAUAGGGAAAAUAGAUUGAAGGGAGAGAAAAAGGAAGUAGUGGAUAGAUUGAGGGAGAGGAAUGAUAUUUUGGAGGGGGAGCUUAGAGAAUUGAAGAAGCUCAAGUAUGAGUGUGUGGAAGAGCGGGGAAGAUUGAAGCGGGCUUUUGAUGUAAAUGAAGAUAAAUUGAGAGAUUUGACGAGGGAUUUGAGUGUAGCUAAGGACAAGGAAAAGAUGGCGAUGAAGAGGUAUGAUCGUUUGCACGAUAGUGUUAGAGAGAUGGAGGAGGAGAAGACGAAGUUAAUUUCAGAUUUGUCUUGUGUAUAUGAAACAGUCGAGGAAUUGAAAAAGAGUUUGAGUGAGAAGGAGGGAAAAAUUGAAGAGCUAGUGAUUAAGAAUGAUAAGCUAAUUAAUGGUGAAUUGGAGGAAUUGGAAGGUCUUCGGAAGAAGAAUGCUUGUUUGGAGAAGGAAGUGUUGAAAUUUACUGCAAGUUUGGAAGAACUUAAUAGAAAAGUAGAUGAGAGGAUGGAGGAUUUGGUGAAGAAGAAUGAGAUGGAAAGGAGACAACUUGAAGCUAAAUUUAGGGCUCAACUAGAGGAAUUAGAAGAAACUAAAAGGAAAAAUGCUAUUCUAGAGGAGCAGAAGACGAAAUACGAUGCCAAUAUUAUAGAAUUAAAGAGAGAAGAUGUAGAGAAGGACAAAAGGAUUGAGAAGCUUUCAGAGGACAUUGCACUUAUGAAGAGGGAUAUUAUAGAAUCUAUGGAAGUGCAAGAUAAGAAAAUCGAAGAUUUUGAAAAGAUGAACGAGGCUUUAGAGUCGGAGAAAAGGGAAUUGAUGACAAAGUUGGGGUUGGUUGAAGAGAAGUUCACGAAACUUGGAGAUGUGAUCAGUUGCUUGUGCUUGGAAGUGGGAAGAAAUGAAAAUUUUUCUAGUAGCCAAAUUGGGAAAAUUAUAUCCCAAGUCAUUAAGGUCCUUGAUUCAGAAGAGAUUGGUCCAACUUGCAAAGGGGAAGUGGAGAAAGAUGGAAAUACUCAAGAAGCAGAAUUGGGUUUUGUUUCUCAUGUCAAUGAAACGAACAGCAGUCUGAAGUCGAACAAGCAAUUUUUGGAAGAUGUCAAGAAGAAAUUGGUUUUUGACAGUAAUGAUGUUACUGGUACUGGCAACAAGAGGACUACAUCUGCUGAACCUAUCAUCAUCGACAGUGAUGAUGAUUAUGAGAAUCCUAAUCAUGUCCAUGACGUCAAAAAUAAAAGGCGCUGCCUUAGGGGUUCAAACAAUUGUUACAAUCUCGAUAGUUCUAGUGAUGAUAGCCUGAAGCAAACACUUGAAACCAAGAAACUCAAACCUGCACUUUGUGAAGAAGUCAAGCCAGAACCGUCAGUUACUGCUUUGUUAGCUUCUAGAAGUGACCAUAAAUUUAACAAUCUUUCAAGGCAAACACUUUCAACUAUGAAGAAACGUGAGGAAAUAGAAGUUACUGGGCCAAGACGAUGUAGUUCUUCAAAAUAUGAGAUGAAAAGCAACGAUUGUAAAUCAAAAUAUGGAACCCCGGAAGCUGCUAAAAGUUUGAGCCCGCAACUGGAAGAGUUAAUGAGCACUCUACGACGUAGGAAACAAAACAAAAUUAUCGAAUGUUAUGCAGACAUGGUCUGCGCCUUUGAUAACGAUGAUGACUUAUGUGCCAAGGCAGUAUGUGCGCUGUAUCGGCUGCAUAAUCCUUUGUUUCCUAGUACAGCUGCUUCAGUUUUCCUGGGAAACAACACAUUUCAAAAGUGUGAUUCCAAAAGGGUCACUACCAUUGCCAAAUUUCUAAUAGACGGGGAACCAAACGGUAAAAUGAAAAGGUUGGUGGCUGAUCUGCAGAAGCAUGAUCGCGAAGAGUGCAAACGGCUUGCUGCUAAGUACUCCAAACAGUUGUUUGACAUCUAUAAAAAGAGACAUGAUCCUCUUUUUUCUCCCUCGUCAACUGAUCUACUAUACAAGUCUACAUCUGCAACAGGCCAAGAGUAUGUUGAACACCCUGAUCCGAUCAAGAGGGUUCGUUGGAUCUAACCCGUUAGACUAUUUUCAUUUUCACAAAGCUCAACGUAACCUGACCUAGUUUGUUUGCACCCUUGCGCACGAAAGUAUCAUAGUAAAGUCAACCAAGCCCUUUUGACGUGUAUGAAAACAUAUUUUAUCAUAGGAGGAUACUGUUAAUGGUGAUUUUUGCUCACUGAAUUUCUCGAAAAAUUUCACAUUUUGGAGGGUUUCGUCGGAUGUAAUUAGGUAAUCAUUGUAAAUAGAAUGGAUUAAGGAGUACAGCAAUUAACAAGCAACUUAGUAAAUUGCCAAUGUAGUGCAUCGUUUGGUAAAGAUGAAUUAAUGUUUCAUACAAGGAUAUUUGGCAAAAUAAUUGAUUAAUUUAAUCAUUUAAUAUUUAUUUGAUAAAUUAACUAGUUAAAACAACUUAUUACAAAAAAAUAAGUUAUUUUUGAACACGUUAUUUUUAGCGUGUUUAAAAUCAAUCGGUCAAACCAAUUGAUAAAAAAUUAACUAACCAAAU
Amaranthus tricolor (Joseph's coat) is the source of this 3132-nucleotide messenger RNA. Its product is annotated as intracellular protein transport protein USO1-like. The record is from RefSeq and is a predicted model, not a curated record. NCBI's taxonomy places the organism in Eukaryota, Viridiplantae, Streptophyta, Magnoliopsida, Caryophyllales, Amaranthaceae. The transcript has 4 exons. Bases 465 to 2639 code for a protein of 724 amino acids.